Blastomyces dermatitidis ER-3 is the source of this 3326-nucleotide messenger RNA. RefSeq lists its product as uncharacterized. Lineage: Eukaryota; Fungi; Ascomycota; Eurotiomycetes; Onygenales; Ajellomycetaceae. The coding region runs from base 462 to 2039 and encodes 525 amino acids. The record is from RefSeq and is a predicted model, not a curated record. The transcript has a single exon.
GUUUUGAGAAGCCAACCACAAACUAUCCUAGCCUGCUAACUGCUACCGUGCAGGGAGGGGAGGGUCAUGGACGCGACAUGAACUGGGCAUUUCGCUUCCCAGCUCGUUGGGAUACAGGGGAUACACUCCUUGGUUCGAACAUCGGCCAGACGCGGCCAUGCACUAGCUUCCCAAGUUCCUGUUUGCUGCCACUGGUCUUGAAAUCCGAAAGAAGUGAGCAAACCGACAAGAGUGGAGUGCUGGUGUUCGUGGGGCACUUCAUCAGCUCGAAAGCCAAGGAGAGGUUAGGCAACCCUCAAUUUCCGCGAGCUGGAUCUCUUCUCCAUCGCAACAAGAAUACAGCUGGUAGCUCCAGGUGAAUGCUUUGUUGGACCUCGUAUUCCCCCUCUUAUCCAGCAUAUCGACUGGGAAAGAAGCGAAGAAUGGAUUCUAGGACGGAAAACGAGGGGUUUUGAAAAGCAAUGUCUCCCCUCAGCCUAAGCAAUCUCCCCAUCGAGAUAUUACUCCACAUUGCUUUGGGUAUCAAACGCCCAAUCCAUCGGCUACACCUUGCACUAUGCUCUCGUGCCUUCUCUGAGCUGUUUCUCCGCUUCGUCUUCCUCGAUAUCAAACUGGAAGAUGUAGGCGCUAAGACUGUGAUUGCUCUGGUUCAAACGCUCCUCCGCAACCCGCAUAUUGCAUCAUGCACUCAAACUCUUGAGAUUAACGAUUGGUCGACGGAGCUCAGCUAUAGGAGAAACAGCUAUGACCCACCUGAGACCCUUCCAUCUCCAAAUUCGGAGCUCCUCUUUGACCAAGACCUUAUUCGCAACGCGGCCCAGGGGCUCUACACUGCCAGCGACGAACAUGCGCUACCAAAAUUUCUGGCUCAUCUCUCAGCCGGCAAUGAGGAUGCAUGGGUCGGUCUACUCCUUUUCUCUGUCCCAAAUUUGAAGGAAUUGAGGUUGUCUGUGCCAUAUGAAUGCUCUUUCCCACGGAGACUUGUCGAACGUGCGGCAGCACGUCUACCGCCCUUUGAUUCCCGGCCAGCUUUCACCCGCCUCUCUCACGUCUUCGCCAAAUGGUAUGAUAGCGAGAAUUCUCUUGAAUCCGAAGCGUUAGAGCCGUUCUUUUUCUUUCCGUCCGUCCGCCGUGUUGCUGGCGAACAAAUUACAGAUUAUAUACCAAUGAAACCCGAUGAUGAUGAUGAUGAUGAGUAUGAAGAUGAAGAGCCAAUCAGCGUUUAUGAUGACCGUGCAACUAUUUUAGCAUAUUCAGAAAACAAGCCCACAACUUCGACCGUGUCCGAAAUAGAUAUUUCGAGAAGCAAUACUAAUAAUGGCUUCGUCCGGCAAAUCAAGCUGUGCAAAAAUCUCACAUCGUUCAGAUUCGAACACGCCGACUCCUUUGAAUAUGACUCUAGUUUCCUCCCGGGAGAUUUCGCCCGCUCUCUCGCUCACGUUAAGCACAGCCUCGAAAACCUCUGGCUCAGCUAUGACGACUACUAUUUCAAUGGGCAGUCCUACCAGGGAGAUGACGAGACUUUUGGCUCCCUGGCCGGCUUUUCUGUGUUAAAAUCACUGUACAUCUUAGCCACGAGUCUGAUAGGUACGGACGCGCUGGGCAGCACAGGCGACGACUACGACGACGCCCUAUUGAACCCCACAGAUCACAAGCGGCUGUCAACGAUACUCCCCGCUUCGCUCGAGUCACUUACGCUGGCCAACGUUUCCAAACGUCAUUAUGCCGGAGUCAUCAGGCACCUGAAGAAUCUGGUCGAACCCUCUAACUUCUCGCAAUACACACCCCGGCUCAGCGAGUUAAAGAUUGAGGGCGAAUUUUCCAGAAACGACGAGCGGAAUCAACCCGGCAUUAUGAUGACAUUAAACGGGCCGGAGCCGGGGAUCCCGCAGGAAUUUCUGGACCAGGCUGAAGAGCUGGAGGAUUUAUGUGAAACAAUUGGAGUUGACUUUGAGGUCCUUGAUUCGCGUAUUCUUUUGUUCAGAGAGUUGAAGCACAAACGGAAUGAGUGGAGGAAACGACAGGUGGGCCUUGAUUAGUUAGUUAGUCAACGGGCUCAGAUGUUUCCCUUUUCUUCGCUUUGCUCCUAGUACAGUUCGAUAUCUGUUUUCACCUGUGUGAGUUAUGAUUUGCACUUCAUUUUUGUUUCGCCCUAUGUAUAGAUUCGGAAUGUAGUGCCAUUGGAUCUCAGAUCAGAAAUAUGUAAAAUCCAUAGAAUUCAAGCACUGUGCAUAUUAGGUGUGAUUGACAGAAAGUGUUGGAAAAGCGCCUAUGAUAUCUUAUUACAAUGAUUACCACUUGCUCAGACAGUGUCUAAGGGAAAAAUUUUCUCGAGAUCGGACGAAACAAAAGCAGUCAAAAGGCUUAGCACUAGACCACUAACACCUCUCCUCGCCGACGCACACGAAAACUUAACUUGCCUAUUCAUCUUAAUCACAUCUUCCAACUGCUCCAGCAGUGUAUUCGACCCAUCACUCUCCCGCGUCUCCGGAAUCAACCACUUUGUCACCGCAACCCCAAGUAACAUAAACGGCACGAAUAUAAUAAUAACAUACCCCAGCCAUUCCGCACCAGGAUCCGAAGAUCGGUAGGACCCAAUGGGUGCGAAUGCAACGAACGCCUGCACAACCACAGACGCAAUCUUGCCCGCUGCAGAGGAGAUGCCGUGGGCGGUGCAACGGAACCGGGUGGGGAAAAGCUUCGCGGGGACCAUGAAGGUAGUGAAAAUUGCGGCCAAUUUUGAAGAAUAUCUGGCUGAGAAUGUAUAGGAAGCUAAUGGGUGGGACGGAGGUGUGAUGGCUUACGGUUUCGAAACUUACGCCGAUGGCGAUAAGGAUGGCAGUUAGGACUAGGAAGAUGAAUAGCUGUAUUGUACGCGGCGAGAUGUGUGCCACAAGUUUUCGAGGAGGUCGGUGUAGACGCUGCGAGUAGGGAGGGAAAGAGGGGAGCCACCUGGAUCUCGCGUGAAUUUCAGGGGUUUUUCGUUGAAGAUUUCGGAAAUUACUUUGUAGGAGUUUGGGCUAAGGGCAUAGUAGAGUAGGCGAAAUCAAAGCAAGCUCAGGAGAGAGAGGUCUCCAGUAAAGUGGGCCAGUGGUCUUUGGUGAGGAAGAGUUCUAUGAAGCUGGUGUAGAAUCAUGCUCACCGGCUUGGUUUCUCCUCAUCAAUGUCUGAAUUGUCAUAGUUCUUGAUAGAUCGUCUUGCUGGUCCAUCAACUGUGAUUAUGGAGCUUGCUUCUGAGAGGAGAGUAGGAGCAUUCGGACUGAGUAUUGAUCUGUUACGCGCAUCCCUGCUAGACUCGCCUGAUACCCGGUGCUCGGUAAUUUUAG